Messenger RNA from Cryptosporidium muris RN66, 861 nucleotides. RefSeq lists its product as uncharacterized. The coding region runs from base 1 to 861 and encodes 286 amino acids. Lineage: Eukaryota; Apicomplexa; Conoidasida; Eucoccidiorida; Cryptosporidiidae. The transcript is spliced from 2 exons. The record is from RefSeq and is a predicted model, not a curated record.
AUGUAUAAUUAUAAGAAUAAGGAUAAAGAUAAUAAUAUACUGUCAAUUCUUGGAGAAUCAAGUCAUUCCAGAAGAGUACAAUUGUACCAAAUUCGACGUAGUAUUGCUGAGGCUACAUUAAGACUAAAUAAAUUGAUGAAUAUACAUAACAAUGCAGAAAUUGUUGAAUUGUCAAAUAUGAUAAAUCAAGAAGCUAAAAAAUAUGAAGCUAAUAAAAAAGCUAAUGAUGAAUUCAAAAAAGUUGAAGAUAUUCUUGUGAGUGAAGUACAAAAGAUAGGGAAGGAAGUAGACGACUUGAAAAUUGAAUAUGAAGAACUUAAAAAGUUACAUAAUUCACAGCAGAUUGAAAGUAAAAAACUUCAAAAUAAAAUAAAGGUAUUGAAGAAGCGUUACAGUGAUAUGGAAAAGCAGAAAGAAGAUUUAAGUAGUACUAUAUUGAAGGAAGAAGAGAAGAUGAAAACUAAGGAAGCUGAAAAUGAAAGCACUAGACGUAAAAUUGAAGAUAUUGAGCUAUCCAUUAUGAUUGAAGAUAAAUGUUUGAAAGAAAAACAGGAUGAACUAGAAAAGUUACAAUUAGAUCAUAUAAGAUUAGAACAAGAGCAAAAAAGGUUACUUGGUUUAGCAUUAGAUGGUACGCAUAGACUAAAUAGUAAAACAAAAAUUAAAUCGCAAAUAGAAAGUGAUAUACAGUUCCUAUUAAGCAAAAAUAUAAAUAAAGAUAACUUUGAAGGUCAUAUAAAUAAAGUAUCAGAUAGGAAAUAUGAUGGAAGUAGUAGUGGUCAUUUAUAUAAUAAAAAACAAGCUCAAUUACCAACUUUGAAUUUCAGUACUAGGCGAGUAAAUAGUUUAAAAAAAAAAUAA